Colletotrichum truncatum is the source of this 4086-nucleotide messenger RNA. RefSeq names its product vps9 domain protein. Gene Ontology annotation, biological process: early endosome to late endosome transport. The record is from RefSeq and is a predicted model, not a curated record. Gene Ontology annotation, cellular component: tubular endosome; transport vesicle; early endosome. Gene Ontology annotation, molecular function: phosphatidylinositol binding; guanyl-nucleotide exchange factor activity; SNARE binding. Lineage: Eukaryota; Fungi; Ascomycota; Sordariomycetes; Glomerellales; Glomerellaceae.
AUGCAACCCCUCAAUCCAUUCCUCGCUGCCUUCUUCCGAAGCUCCCUGCCCUCACAGUGCACGCCUGUUCAUCACCACAUCCUUCUGGUCCCGACUACCGAUGUGCUCCUCACCUCCCGCGAGAUCGAGAGCGGCUCGACCUUUAACGAGGUCAUCACCUCGGAGGAGUUCCUAGCCAGCCACGUCCUGCGCAUACCGGCCUCCAACACAGCUGCCGGCGGAGUAGGAAAGGAUGGCGGCCAGAACCUGCGGGAGCUGAGGGGCAAGGCGAAGCAGUACCAGACCAUCAAUGGCAGGACCGUUGUCAUCAAAGACACUCAUGUCUACAGUAAUAAAGGAUUCAAAACUCUUGCGCAAGCUCAGCUUCUCAAUGACUCCACUUGGUAUCCCGACCUGCUUGAGCCUCGCCAAUGGCUCAUCUACUACAUCUCUCGGCCCCUCGUCGGGGUAUGGGACGAGGUCAAGAUUGUUCCUGCCGUGCUGGUAGAAGGGAUCGCGAGAAAACAGGCCCUUGAACAAAGUCAAUCGUCAGCCAUCGAGGCCGAAGGCGCCAUGCUUCCCCGGAAGAAGGACAUCAAAAGCUUCCACGACCUGCUCAACCACUUCCCUAUCAUCGCGCGACAAAUGCAGCCCGGCCUAGAGAAGCUGUUUCGCGAAUUUACGACCGUUUUCGAAAGACCGCUUCCCCCACCACCCUCGGCGAUGCGCAUACCCGAUCCCGAGCCCGAAGGGCCUAUUGCGACCGCCAUGAAGAAGGCCCGGUCCAACAGCAUGUCUGCAGCGCGGCGGCCAAAUACUAUCCCGAACGGCCUGCCGGUGACAGAGAACUUUUACGCCGAGGACGACGAGGAUGUUAUGAGAGCCUCUCUCGAGACUGCGGUAACGGCUGCCAUUGACCUGUUCCAGGGGGUCGACAAGCAACAACUCUCAAUGCUCGGCGCGACAACUGACCUGACCGGACCACUGGUAGAGAGGCUCAUCGAGCGAUAUGUCACCGAAAACGUCCACCACCUCUUGUUCCCGCGCCUCAGUGCGUUGAAGAGGCCUUAUGAUCUCGAGCUGGAGGCGAAGAUCCGGCAGAUGGAAUUUAUCGACUUGUCCCAACUUGGCAUCCCGAUUGAGGGCGGCUCUCGAGGAAAGCACGAUUUGACAAUACAACUGGGUCUCGCCGUGGAGGAAUUUAAAAAGAUGACGAAUGCCAUGAGCCCCCAGGAGAUGCUAGACCUAUUGCUGUCAACGCUGAAGUCGGUCACUCACCUGACAGACGCGUCCCCAUCGCAAGCAUCCAAGUCAUCAGAGAAGCCCACACUCACCUUCAACGCCGACACCCUCGUCUCGUUGCUGUUAUUCGUAGUCAUCCGGGCGCAAGUCAGAAACCUGCAUGCGCGCCUCAUCUACAUCCGCCACUUCAUCUUCAUCGACGAUGUAGACAAUGGCGAAAUGGGAUAUGCUUUGAGCACUUUUGAAGCCGUUUUGGCCUAUCUCGCUCUGGACUCGUCAGGACUAAGGAGAGCCAGCAGGCGAAAUAAGGCUCUGUGGGACGCGACAUGUAACGGGGCUUUGGACGAAGUCAAAAGAAUAAUGGAGCCCGACACACAUGCGAUAAUCGACGAUGACAUCUACGAGUCACCUUCAUCAAGCCGACGGCCGUCGGGUACGUGGAGCUUCACUAAUGGUUCCGCCUCGCGACGAUCCUCGACAGCUGUCACAAUUUCAGAUCGCUUUUCGUCAGGCUCGGGCCUAAGCCACGUGUUUCCGUUCCAGGCCGAGGACAGCGACCUCGAACUCGACUUCCCGCUGCCUCCGGUGCCACGCAAAGUCAAGCGAGUGGCCAUGGACACCAGAAGCAUGUCAAGCGGCUCAGAAAUCUCUUACCACUCUAGGACGACGAGUAUCGGCACCAUGGGCAGCGCGCUCGAGGGCGACAUUUCGGUUGAUCGGCUGUCGCAGACACACAACUCUUUCGGGGAGUCGCUGCUUAUGAUGGCUGUGCAGAAUGAGAGACCCAACGUAUUAAAGUACCUUUUGUCAUUAAACGAAUACUACCAGGCCGCGGCCAUCCUGGAAGAUAUCAACAACGAGGACACAACGUUGCUUAGCGCCGCGGUUCAGCUGGGCCAUACAGAACUAAUCACCACUCUCCUCGAUUUUGUCAUUAAUAGUGCGUCAAAGGAGCGUCUAAAAGAAUACUUGGCCCAGCAGGACAUCUGGGGGCGCAGCUGCGCGCAUUACCUGUUCCACGCGCCGUUCCUCAUCUCUCGGAUCGGGAAAUUAGUCCCCUGGCGGCAAAAAGACAAGAAUGGGCAGACGCCGCUCUUCGCGCUGUGUCGGUCGUAUGACCAUGUGCACUACCACGAAAUGGUGGAUGCCGGCCUUGAUGCGGCCACGGAAGCGCAGGGUGACGGGCUUCCGCUCCACGUUGACGAUCAUGUGGACGGCAAGGGGAACACGCUGCUUCACAUUGUCAACGAUCCGCAGCUCGCGGCCAGGAUUCUUCACCAGUGCGACGUGGAUGUCAAUGCGACCAACGACAAGAAGUUCACGCCGUUGAUGGUCGCCAGCAAGUACGGCAGGCUGGACAUGGUCAGGACGCUGUACGUGGAUGCACGCGUCGAUGUUGCAGCCCGAGAGCUCCGCAGCCUGACGGCCGUGGAACUGGCCAAAGACGACGAUAUCCGAAAUAAGAUUGACGACUUGGCGCUGUUUAGCAUGCCUCCUGCCGCGGAUGCCCGUAUUACCGGUGUCGUAAGGGCCUUUUUCGUCGAAGAUGCGACCAUUCGCUUGGUCUUAAAGUCGGCCGCCCCCGCCGACCACAUGAGCUACACCGUCACGACGAGCCGCCGAAACCUCUCCGAUUUCGAGCACCUCGGCAAUCUGCUUGCGCUGGAGAAUCCCGCAUCAUGGAUUCCCGCAGUGGCCGGGGUCCGGUCGCCGUUCCAGAUCCCGUCGAAGCCGUCGAGGGCUGUUUUACGGGACAUUCAGACUAGGACAGACUGGUUCCUCAAAAUCAUGCUCAACCACCCGACGUUUGCGACACACGAAAUGCUCUGGGAGUUUUUCCUCGUGCCCGACAUCCAGCUCGGCAUGAUGGAGCAGAGAAGCAACCUCAAGGCCGAGACACGAGCGGAGAAGGUGCGGGAGGAGUACGAGCCGGUCAAAGACGUGCGUGAAGUUGAACAAUUUGUCGACCACGCGAGGGAAAUGGUGCGCAGCGUCAACUACUCGACCAAGAGCGUGGCAAGAAGAGUCAACGCCGUGGCCGUUGUUGCAUCAGAUCUACACGAUGCAUCGGCUCUUCUACACCGAGCGGUCUCGACGCUGCAGUUCCUGCCACCGGCUUACAUCACAGCGCUGGAAGCAUACGUCCGCACCCUCACGCCGAUGCAAUCAAACCCUUACGGCGUGUUCCACUCUACAUUCUUGGCAUCACAAUCGACGAUUCAAGGUCUACUGUCAGCGCUGUCGCGUCCGCCGGCGCUCAUCUCGCAGAUAUCGGCGGCGCGCAAGGCGGUGGAGCGAAACUACAAUUCGCUCAACAGGUCGACGCGAUGGCCACUAGGACUCCUGGACGACACGCGACAACGGCUCAACGAGGAGAGGGAGGAGAAGGCGCGACAAUCGCAGGAGCAGGUGGACGACCUCGGUCGAGAGCUCCGGUACCAUCAGCAAGUGGUGGCUGGGGAGCUCGCGGGGUGGCAGGAUCUGCACGAGAAGAUGGGGCGACGGGCGAUCAAGGAAUUCGCCAAGGGCAUGGUGAUCCAGGAACGGCUCCGGAUGGACGGGAUGCUAAGGGCGCUGCGCCGGCUCAGGGAAGGCAAGGCGGAACUCGAGACGUUGGCGGAGGCUGUUUCAGGAGAGACGAGUAUGAGUCAAUCGACGCAAGACGGCACGAGGAUGGGGAUGGGGAUGGGGAUGGGGAUGGGGAUGGGGAUAGAUGCAGGUGAGGGAGCCAGCAGCGCGGCGGCGACGACGAACGGUACGAGUACGAGUAGUACCAGUACCAGUACAAGUGCCAGUAGCAGCAGCAGCAGCAGCAGUAGCAGCAGAGUGGGCAACGGAAUGGUGGCGAAUGUAGCGGCAUUUUAG